AUGUUCUGGAUAUUUGAUCCACUUCAAGAGUUACAAGAGAAGAUUCCACGGGUACUCUUUUAUUGCACGUCUAUUAAUAAUUCCUCUAAAAUCUAUACCUUUUUAGUUGCAGAAGUACCAUCCAGUGUCCAGUAUAUUGAAUUGUUCCACUCGGAGACAGAAGAGAUGAAGAAGAAGUACAUCGUUAAGGAACUGAAAAACUGUGACAGUCCUCUACGAGUUGUAAUUUCAACUAGUGCGUUAGGAAUGGGAAUGGAUGCCAAAGCGUUCCAUAAUGUCAUUUUGUUUGGGGCACAGACAAACUGCUCAGACUUCAUCCAGGAAAUAGGAAGAGACAACAUGCCCUCUGUUGCCUUGAUCUUGUAUAAUGGAUAUCAUGAAAGAGUAGCAGACAUUGACAUUAAGAAGAUCAUGUUGACAAAGGAAUAUGUAAUUCCCCACUUAUAA
Messenger RNA from Saccostrea cuccullata (small rock oyster), 447 nucleotides. RefSeq lists its product as uncharacterized. Gene Ontology annotation, biological process: double-strand break repair via homologous recombination. The transcript has a single exon. Lineage: Eukaryota; Metazoa; Mollusca; Bivalvia; Ostreida; Ostreidae. Bases 1 to 447 code for a protein of 148 amino acids. Gene Ontology annotation, cellular component: nucleus; cytoplasm; chromosome. The record is from RefSeq and is a predicted model, not a curated record. Gene Ontology annotation, molecular function: four-way junction helicase activity; 3'-5' DNA helicase activity.